Molecule: messenger RNA, 1493 nt
Organism: Danio rerio (zebrafish)
Lineage: Eukaryota; Metazoa; Chordata; Actinopteri; Cypriniformes; Danionidae
Gene: wnt10b
Product: wingless-type MMTV integration site family, member 10b
Biological process (GO): animal organ development; Wnt signaling pathway
Cellular component (GO): extracellular region
Molecular function (GO): signaling receptor binding
Source: RefSeq, marked provisional
GUCAUUUCCAGUUCGUCGUUAAAGCAAUCCCACAGGUGUUUUAAUGUCCCGUCGAGAAAAGCGUUCGACGCAAUGGAGUUACCCCACAGACAGUGUUUGGGACGAGUCCUGAUUGUGACUGCUGCGCUUCUGUCACCUGCGUUCACGGUACUGGGCAAUGACAUCCUCGGCCUGAAGGUGGCAGGAGAGCCAGUGCUUACCCCCAACGCAGUGUGUUUACGACUGGCAGGCCUGACCAAAAAACAGAUGCGUUUGUGUGUGCGCAGCCCUGAUGUCACAGCCUCUGCUCUGCAGGGCAUUCAGGUUGCUAUUCACGAAUGCCAGCACCAGCUCAGAGACCAGCGCUGGAACUGCUCCUCCCUGGAGAACCAUGGCAAGUUGCCCCAUCAGAGUGCCAUUCUCAACAGGGGUUUUCGAGAGAGUGCCUUCUCGCUGUCGCUGCUGGCUGCAGGAGUCGUGCACUCGGUGGCUUCAGCCUGCAGCCUCGGUAAGUUGCGCGGAUGUGGCUGUGAGGCUAAACGACGCCUGGAUGACGAUAAAAUCCGUCUCAAGUUAACCCAGCUCCAGCUUCAGACCUUUCAGAGGAGCGGGGUGUCUUUAGCAGGUGCAGGAGAGAACACACCUGAGCUCAGCUCGCUCCACGGCAGCCUUCCUGCCAACCUGCACUCGUCCCACCCGAUGAGUCUCCUCAAGCCCUUGCCGGAUGAGGUCACAAUGCUGCAGGACACCUGGGAGUGGGGAGGCUGCAGUCAUGAUAUCCGUUUUGGUGUUCGCUUUUCUAGAGAUUGGUUGGAUUCCAGAGGAUCUCCUCGUGAUAUACACGCUCGCAUGAGGAUUCAUAAUAACAGAGUGGGCAGACAGGUAGUUACUGACAAUAUGAGGAGAAAGUGCAAGUGCCAUGGCACAUCUGGCAGCUGCCAGUUCAAGACCUGCUGGUACGUUUCUCCUGAAUUCCGGCUUGUGGGAUCCCUGCUGCGGGAGAAAUUUCUGACUGCCAUCUUUAUAAACUCUCAGAACAAAAACAACGGAGUGUUUAACUCUCGAACAGGUGGAAGCACUGGCUCAGAUCCGCUCCGAGGCCAGCGGAGGCGCAGUAUCUCACGUGAGUUAGUAUACUUCGAGAAAUCACCUGACUUCUGCGACCGCGAGCCUGCAGUGGAUUCGCUGGGAACGCAGGGGCGGAUCUGCAACAAAAGCAGCCCAGGGAUGGACGGCUGUGGGUCGUUGUGCUGCGGCCGCGGACACAACAUCCUGAAACAGGCUCGAAGUGAACGCUGCCACUGCCGCUUCCACUGGUGCUGCUAUGUGCUCUGCGAGGAGUGCAAGGUCACAGAGUGGGUUAAUGUGUGCAAGUGAGCAGCACACCUUCAUCCAAAUCUCCAUUUGGUUUUUUGGACCGGGAGGCAACAACCUGUACCCUGUCAAAUCGAAUGCGACUGCAAGUGUGUUUUGCUCUCCCACAGUGUGUCUGUUUAUCCGUUUCUCUCCUACUU